Molecule: messenger RNA, 450 nt
Organism: Acanthamoeba castellanii str. Neff
Lineage: Eukaryota; Discosea; Longamoebia; Acanthamoebidae
Product: Calmodulin, putative
Exons: 3
Coding region: 1-450 (149 amino acids)
Molecular function (GO): enzyme regulator activity; calcium ion binding
Source: RefSeq, a predicted model, not a curated record
AUGGUUGAGCAACUUACUGAAGAGCAGAUGGCCGAGUUCAAGGAGGCCUUCUCCCUGUUCGACAAGGACGGUGAUGGUAAGAUCACCUCCAAAGAGCUGGGUACCGUGAUGAGGUCCCUCGGCGCCAACCCCACGGAGGCCGAGCUCAAGGACAUGAUCAAGGACGUCGACCUGGACGGAAACGGAACCAUUGACUUCCCUGAGUUCUUGACCAUGAUGGCAAGGAAGAUGCAGGACUCUGAGGGCGAGGAAGAGAUCCGUGAGGCCUUCAAGGUGUUCGACAAGGACGGUAACGGAACCAUCUCGGCUGCUGAGUUGAGGCACGUCAUGACCAACCUCGGCGAGAAGCUCACCGAUGAGGAGGUCGACGAGAUGAUCCGUGAGGCCGACGUCGACGGCGACGGUCAGAUUCACUACGAGGAGUUCGUCAAGAUGAUGAUGGCCAAGUGA